Molecule: messenger RNA, 7639 nt
Organism: Anguilla anguilla (European eel)
Lineage: Eukaryota; Metazoa; Chordata; Actinopteri; Anguilliformes; Anguillidae
Gene: rgl2
Product: ral guanine nucleotide dissociation stimulator-like 2
Exons: 19
Coding region: 3301-5472 (723 amino acids)
Biological process (GO): Ras protein signal transduction; positive regulation of GTPase activity
Cellular component (GO): plasma membrane
Molecular function (GO): guanyl-nucleotide exchange factor activity
Source: RefSeq, a predicted model, not a curated record
CUAAUUAGCCUAACACAACAAUAGUCUGCUCUCCACUGUAAAUUACUAACAUUAGGUAUAGGCUUUCUACAUUAUGCAAUUCACAUGUUUAAAAAAUGUGGCUAUGACUUGGAUUCUACGAACAUGAUCCCUUGACGUUGACUUAGACAAAUAAAUGCAGGGGUUAAUUUUUUUCUUCACAAAACCAGUUUUGCAGAUGAAUGUUGAUGAUUGCUGAAGAGAAAAGCAAACAUUUUUACUCAGAGUAAACAGUAAAAGUAGUUUGAACCGAGGCCUGAGUCACAGCUCAAAAAAUGAAAUUACUGCACUGUAUUAAAGUAUUAAAUAUGGUGUUCACAUUUUCUUAUAAGACGGUCCUUUGGAUAGAACUUUACUUUAUACGUUGAGAAACCUCUCUGAGGUCAAAAUGAGUGUUUCUAACACUGCGGGGGUUCCUUGGAAGGGAUGUAAGUGCUCCUUUACACAAACAGCUCUUAACCUACCCAGCCCUGUGUAACAGUGUUAUGCGUAACACAAUAUAACUAAGGCCCGCUGUAACCCUUCACCCUCUGCAUUGGAGCUAAGAUUAGUAGGUGGCCCCUGUAUAGAAAAUUAGCAUUUCAUGCUAGAAUUGCAAUAUAUGUGUGUCUUUAAGUCACAAGGAGCAUGUUAUUGUUGUAUAACAAUUGAAAUAAUAUGUUUAAAAAAUAACAUAAAUAACCACAUUAAACCAUAAUUUAUUUGAUGCUUUUAUUUAAUAGGACGCGUUUGUAAAAAGUCAAGAGGAUUCGAUCACCUGAAGUGAAUAAAAAAGCGUAUAUCAAUUCUUAGUGCGUGUCAGACUUUUCGUGACUCCUUGUGUCUUCAGUUGUGAGCAUUAGAACAGAGCCUUGUGUCACUGCUGAUCUUGUUACAUCUAGUGCAUGCUGUAGCUGUCAUCUGAACACCAAAUAGCUUCUCUGUUAUGCCAGGCAUCGCUUUUCUUUAAUGCACUCUGUCAGGCACUCACAGACGGUUCCUUUUUAAAUGGUUAUAUUUUAAAUAGAAUCUAAUUGAUUGGUAAUGUCAUAAACCAUUCAUUUGUCCCAUAUAACAAGCCACAGUCAUUUUCAGGACAAGGCUGUAAAAAAACAUACUCAGUUGCUUGCAUAUUUGCAUAUGUGUGUUAGUGACAGUCACCAUCAUUAAUACUGUAGGUCCAAGGCCAGUGGUGAUCAAGCUGUUAGUAAUCUGAUGUCCUUUAUCAAAAAAUAAAAGAAUGUAAGAUUAUUACAAAGAGAAAGAUUGAGAAGUUAGUCAACACAUGGUAUAGAGAGGAAAGCGUGAGAAAAGAAGCAGGAAAAUGUUGGAAGGAAGAGGUGGGGAGGAUAAAAAAGGCAGAGAGAACAAUAGAUUUCUUUAAAUAAGUCUCCUUAAGCUGUAUUUGUGACUCCAAAAUGCAUUGUUUGUUUAAGCAGACAUGAUGGAAGUAGCAGAGAAGCUAACCGCAUUGGUGCUUAACGUCUCACCCAGUUCAUCCUUAAACAAAUGACGCCACAGAAACAGGGGGAUUGUUUUUGAGAAGAGGCUCGGGGAGGGAAUGGGAGGCAGGCUGAACAGAGGUGCUAAAUGAAAGAGAGAUUCUUCAGCUUGCUCCAUGCUGUCACUGCUCUUGAUCCCCACUUUGCCGUGCAUUUCCCUGAGGGUGGACAGAGGAGGAAAUGCAGCUGCCAGCAGCAUGUCCUGUUUCCUGUGUUUGUCUUUACCUAUUAUGCGCUUCCUGCUCAGGGUAAAAAAAACAGAGAUGGAAAGAGAGACAAGCAGAGAGUCACAGAGCGACAGAGCUUUUCUUACACAAAGAAAGGACUGAAAAUAGAGCAAAGACGUGGUACUGACUGCGGACAGAAAGAACGGGACGGGAAAAGAAAAAAUAAAGGAAAGAGAAAUGAAAAGGAGAUAAAAAUGGGGGCACUGAAGGCCAGACUGUGGAGGAAAGGGAGUGGCUCUCAUAGUCAAACACAAAGAUGGAAGAAAGAUAGGAAGCCAUUCUUCGGCGGUGUGGUUAGUGCCCUGCGGUCAGACUGACCUCAGAAGGGUCUGGGUUUAAUCCCCUGCUGGGUAGUAUCAAAGGCUUUUAAGGGGGUCCCCACUGCCUCAGCAUUAACAGAGAUUGGUCAGGGUAAAGGCCUGUGAUAGGCUGAUAUCGCUGCCCAGCCACUGUGCUUCUUCAUCAACAGAAAACAGGAAAACACCUGAUGGCAUGAAACUGCUGAAGCCUCCAGUACCCCUCACAGAAUGAAUGAGGAAUGAACACAGCUCUUUAUCACUUAAAAUCUAUAUAUGACUUGGAUUCAACAUUUGCGCCCGGGCAUUAGUUACUUUCUCCACAAAAAACUUAGUUUGUUUUAGUAAUGAACAAUUUCAUUUUAAAAUUCAGGGUUUACACUGAAUUCAAUACAAGGAUUUUAUUUGUUGUGAUCUAGAGUCAAGAACAAAUGUUGAUUGAAUGGAGGCCUGCCUGAACCUUAGCUGACCAUAUUAUGACACUUUACUGUGAAGGAAGUUUCAUUUGUGAUUGAAGUUCCUGAGUUAGAAGAUUGAGUCUAAUCUCAGCAGUGACAAUGGAGUAAUGACCCAAGCUGAAAUACAUUUAGCUGUAGUGUUUGACAAACUGGUCUUUGUAAGUUGCUCUGGAUAAGAAUGUCUGACAAAUGCCAGUAAUGUAAUGUAACAGGUAACCCAACAAUUCAUCAAAAUUCAGCACAACGGAAAGGAUUUUCCCUAGUAAACAUGUAUCAACUUGCUUUUGUGAUUAGUGCCUAUGACAGGUAUUUGUUGCCUAGUUGUUUAAAUUAAUUGCUGUUAUAUUGUGUGGUAGUAUCUGUGCUGCUCUUCAGACAGGCUAGUUUUGUGUUCCUAAGUGGACUGGAAGACGUGAAAUGGUUUUGAAAUUGAUCCACUACAGAACAAUAUCUCUCUGCUGAUCUCCACUUUCUGCAGUGUCUGCUGCAGCCACUCUGUCAAACAGGUUUGUCAGUAUAGGAACAGCUAUAGAGAGCUAUAAGCAGGGGGAGGGAGAGAGAGAAAGAGAUUUGAAACGAAGCACUGUGCAGCCAGUAGCGACAGGCUGUGUGAGGUGUGUGUACUGUGGGUGUGCCACUGUGACGUUCACACAGAAGGAGGGGGGGGGGGAGGUGGUGGGGGUGGCCUAGCGACGGCUUCAGGUGUGUUUGCCUGUGAGAGAGAAAGAAAGAGGAAGACAAACAAAGGAAAAACGGUGGCAAAACAGACACUCAGACACAAGACACGAGGCCGGAGGAGAAAUACAUCUCAAAGAGCCAGAUGAAAGAGAACACUGGAGAGAGCCUUUUCUCCCAGAUCGAGAAGAUUUCCAGGAAGCUUGCUGUGCUCGGCCCGUCUAGACUUGUUAAGUCCAAGGUGGAGUCUUCACCAAUGAAAACAACAUGGUACUGCCCAUUGGACACGUCGUCGGUGUCAGAAAAGGCGGAGGACGGGGUGAUCUAUACAGUUGUCGUGAAACAACAGAAUGUCUCCACCACCUGUCCAGCGCCAAAGACCAUGCGCUCUCAGUGCGUGAAAGCGGGAAAAGAAGAGAAGCUGGUCCUUCACCUCCUGCACUCCUUUUCUAUGGGGGACUCCUCCUAUGUCUCGAUAUUCCUCUCCACCUACCGUUCCUUCACCUCCACACAGAGAGUGCUGGAUAUCCUUACUGACAGACUGGAGCACCCGCCUGGGGAGAACAGCCGGAGCCAGAUCAGACUGGCCUUCAACAUGGCAGUGUGUUCAGUCUUUAGUGCAUGGCUGACUGAGUAUCCAGAGGACUUCCGGUCCCUCGCAGAUCCAACCCCCAUCCUCCGUCUCGUCCCCUUCCUGCCCACAGACUCCUCUGGGUCAGAGGUCAAAGGUCGGCUACUGAAAAUCGCUGAAGAACUGAGUGAAAAGUCACUGCUGUGUCACUCUCCUACAGAUAGCAUCACCUCUGUGUUCACUCCCACUGACCCUGCCAAGUUUGAUGCCACCAACAUUCUGGGCUUCGCUGGUCAAGUGAUCGCCGAGCAGCUGACCAUGAUCGAGACGGAGCUGUUUCUUCGCCUGGUUCCCUACCACUGUCUGGGCUCUCUGUGGUCCCAGCGGGAUAAGAAGGGAAGAGAGGGGCUGUGCUGGUCGGUCCGGGCUACGGUUCGGCAGUUUAACCGGCUGGCCAAUGCCGUAACGGCUUCGUGCCUGUGGAACACGGGCCUGCGGACCCAGCAGAGGGCCCGGCUCCUGGAGAAGUGGAUUCGUGUUGCAGAGGAGUGUCGUGCCAGGAAGAACUUCUCUUCGCUAUACGCCAUUGUGUCUGCUCUGCAAAGCAACUCCCUUCACCGGCUGAGGAGGACCUGGGCAGAGACUGACAGGGAGGCAGUGAGGAGGUAUGAAGAGCUGUCAGACAUCUUUUCUGAGAAAGACAACUACUCCCAUAGCCGGGAGCUGCUCAAAGAAGAAGGCACGUCGAAAUUUGCUAACUUGGACACUAAGAUAAACCACAGAAGACACGUGGGGACUGUGGUUCAGGGUACUGUCCCCUACUUGGGCAUCUUUCUCACUGACCUCACCAUGCUGGAUGCAGCAGUCAAAGACCGACUAGAGAAUGGCUAUAUCAACUUUGACAAACGAAGACGAGAAUUUGAGGUUUUAGCUCAAAUCAAACUCCUACAGUCCUCUUGUAAAAACUGCUCUUUCAUCCGUGACGAGGCUUUUCAACGGUGGUACCGCAGUGUGCCCACUUUGAGUGAAGAGGAGAGCUACAGACUAUCCAAUCAGAUUGAAGGACUGUCGGAACCAAGUCCGAGCCGUUCUUUGAAUCCUACAGUAGUAAUCACGAGCUGCCCAGACAUUCCCCCAUCGGAAACCAGCCCUGCCACUGAGAACGAAGGGAUUUUUGACCUCCCCUCUCCUGUCAAUCACUUGCUUUCUAAACUUACCAAGCACAUGAAAUCACCCUCAGUUUCCUGUCUGGAUGUUGACUCCUCCCCUUCAUCCGCUGAGCAAACCCCCGCCGCAUUGACCCCAUCCACCGAUGUCGUCAAAUCACAUCGUCGCUCAGUUUCCUGUGGCAACACUCCCGCCAAUAACAGCAAAGGGGCUGGGCCAGAUAUGCGAAUCAUCAGAAUACGAAUGGACAUUGAAGACGGAAAUUUAUAUCGCAGUAUACUGGUGACAAGCAAUGACAAAACUCCAUCCAUAAUCAGCGCUGCCUUGGUAAAGCACAAUCAGGACCCCAAAGAGGCCUCCAGAUAUGAGCUGAUCCAGCUGCUGCCUGAUGGAAAAGAGCUGACAAUACCCGCCACAGGAAAUGUAUUCUACGCUAUGAUGUCCUCCAGUGUGGACUUCGAGUUGAGAAGGCGGGGAAUGAGCACACCCCUCGGCCCUCAUUCAUUCAGUAGUGAGACCAGUGCCACCUUCCCACGGAUCAAAGCGAAGGGACGGAGACUGGUUAGGACACUCUUUUGAUCAUCUGGCUUUUCUAACACCAAGCAUCACUGCAAAUUGCACAACUUUGAAAGGAGAUUAUGACAGGACUUUGAAGCAAUGCAGUCUUCCUCCCCCAUUCAUAUCAACUGAUUUUUCCAGGGUUCUGGGAAUUCUUGGUUUUGGAAAUUUCUCUUUCAGCUCAUCACUUGAAAUUUGUGAAGGGCUGAUUAACAUGUGACACCAACAAAGGCCAUUUAAAAAUAUGAUUCCUUUUCAUAAUGGAUUGAGGUAUAGAGACCAUAUUGACCUCAGAAUGUUUACACUUCCAUCUGGUCUGUGUGUGCUGGUUUUUUGUGCUGCACUGGCCUAAAUUCAUGAAUGAACUCAAAUCUAUGACACAGGCAAAAAAAAUCACUCACCCUGUAUUGAUGCCAGAUUGUCCUGAGGAAACUCUAUACAUAUUAGCUGUGAGUCAUUUUACCCCCACAAAUUAGAUCAGUAGUAAAGUAGAGCCCAUGCCACCUGACCCAUAACCAAAGGAUUAUGGGCACAAAUCUCAGAUGAGACACUGGUAUUGUGCACUUGAGAAAGGUACUUCAGUGAUUACCUUCAUGUAAAAUUGCAAGCAUUGUAUACAGGUGUAAACACAAAUACAUAUAAAAAUGAUUUCAAUUCUGUGCAGCUUAAACCACAACCACGUCAUACCAAGUAAUCACAUUUCAGCUGACUCUUUGUCCAGCAGCACCAGUUUUUAAAUCCUUAUUUUGUGUUUGAUAAAGAGAGAUGCCACCAUCUGCUAGGUGAUAUUUUUCAUCUGUGGAUGAGUCAGUGUCUUGCGAUUAUAGGAAGGAAGUGCAGGGAAUGACACACAACUGACAAACAGCUGAGAAAGACUUGCAUUGUGAUAUUGAGUGAUUUAGGAAAUAUGUUCUGUUGGCAAAUUUGCUAAAUGUAUCCCAAGGCUUAAGACAAGCAUUUUAUUUUUUAUAUCACUGUCAUACACUAGCAUUGUUUGUUUGAUAUUUAAAUCUAUAUAUUGUAUAUACAGUAUAAAAAUAUUAUUCAAGUGUGCAGGUGACGUGCAAAAUCUGUUUACAUUUUUUAAAAGCAGUCCACGAAGAAUGUGCAGCAAAUCAGGUGGAUGACAUUAAUAUUUCCCUGCAUAAUAAUAUUAUAAUUCUGUUAUUGUAUUUUCAAAGAUUUAUCUCUGAGCCACUGUGAUUGGUAGAUUGUGAUGCAGGCAGGUUAACAUUGUAAUGCAGUGUACUACAGUGCACAAUUCCAAGAAGACAAACUGGAUAAAUAAGACAUAAAAGUAUGUCACAAAAUGGACAAAAUGGCCAUGUCAAAGUUGCCAUCAUCGAUAGCAUGGUUUCUAGUAUGUUAUUGAAUGGACGUGCUUUAGACACAGCCCAAAUAAGUUAAUGAAUAUAUACUUGGUCCAUACAUACCACGUAUUCAAAGAAAUACAGUACAUAUUAAUAAACCUGAAGUCAGUAAAUUUAAACAAACAAUAUAUUAUUUGAGUUUCAAAUGGUCAUAGCAUAAUAACGAUAACGAUAUAUUCAUGCUGGCAAAAUGCAUUAUAUAUUUGUAUUUAUCCAUGUACAUCUAAUAUAACACCUGGCGGAACACUACCUUGUUGUUCUUUUACAGCAAGUAUAAUUCUGUAGGCACUUAUAACAAAAUCAGCUUUAUAGAAGAACCAAUCUUAGUGGUUCUGUGAAGACACUAUUUCAUUUCUAUUGAUUUGUGGGUCAGAAGACAAUUAAUUCAGUUCUAGCUUAAAAAAAUGUAUUUAAAUGAUUUUUUUAUUAGGCAGUAUCAGCAGUAUGUACCAGAUGAGUUCUUGUGAACCUUGAUUCCUCUGACAGUUGUGCUAAUGAAGUCUCUGUAUUAUUUGAAACUGAGGCAUGAAAUUGGAAGUAUAGGUGACAGGAGUGAUCUUCUGUAAGGUAGGUAUAGCACAGGCAUAUCAACCAGCUGUUUCAAGUGCCUUGUUCUCAGGUGUGCUUACCUCAUUGUGAGUGCUUUAAAAUUUACAGAUUUCUUUAAGUUGUAUAUGUUGUAAAUUCUUACUCUGCUGUGUGUGUGUGUGUGUGUGAGAGAGAGAGAGAGAGAGAGAGUGUGUGUCAUGGUUUAUAAUGGCCUUUUCUGCAGUUAACGUCUUAUUCCCUUGUCAUCUAAUAAAUGUUUCUAUUUUUUA